Messenger RNA from Colletotrichum higginsianum IMI 349063, 2319 nucleotides. RefSeq lists its product as uncharacterized. The transcript is spliced from 2 exons. The record is from RefSeq and is a predicted model, not a curated record. Lineage: Eukaryota; Fungi; Ascomycota; Sordariomycetes; Glomerellales; Glomerellaceae. The coding region runs from base 1 to 2319 and encodes 772 amino acids.
AUGGCCCAAAUGUUCGGAGCGCCUGUUCCAUUCAAAUCCCCAGCCGAUGUUCGUCGCGACGCCCAGCAGCUAUCCGUCUCUAUCCUCUCUAGUUACCAGACAUUACAGGCCAUCCUCGCUCGCCACGAGGCCACGAUCCAGCAGCGGUGGUCCAGGAAGAAGAGGCAUCAGAGGCUGGACACCUUGACGCGCGCCUGGGGUCACGGCAUGCCCACGGUCCACCGGCCCGACUUUGAAGCCUUUCGAAAAGAGUCGAACCGACAGGUGCACAAUAGCACAGUAGCUAGGGACUGCUAUGUUUGGCCAUAUAUCAACGAAGAAGACCUGGUCAAGCCCAAGUCCUUGCUACUGCUGCUUCACGCUCGGGGCCAUAACCACCCCUCGGAAUUCGCUGGCGCCGACUUUGAAGCAAUGCAUCUCGGCGUCAUUACAAAGAAGAUCAUUCCCGUGUUUCUCAACGAGUAUGUAAUGAUACUCCAUGGGGCCCGCAACGCCAAGGAAUACGGCAAGUUGUUGGCUUGGAGCGAACACCCUGAUGCCUUUGAUUGGAUGUGCAGUCGCAAGCAGUUCAUGCCAGGCGAGGGGCUCGUGGUCCUCGAAGCACAGCAAAGGCUACUCGGUUUCCUAGUCAAGUGUUGUGAACACAUUCUCCACGAUGUUCCCUCUACGAUGUUGACUACUGGUGCGAUUCCUCUUGAACUGGGGCACCAGCUAAAGAGCGACAACGAAAAGGGCGGGUUUGCGUCGCUGACUGUUAUGGCAGCGGAAGCUCCCUAUCGGCCGCCCGCACGCCUUGAUUUCAAUCGAAUCGAGUCUCUACUCCGGGCCAGGUUGGAAGUAGCAAAGGACCACGUUUGGGCUCUUCGCGAGGACCCGGGCUACUUUGCCGAACAACUGGCCGAGGCCAAAGAACAUCGCCAAGAGAUGCUCAAGGACCUGAAUGGUGACACACACCCGAGUCUUGCACAUCCGAGGCAGCAUGUCUUUUGGGGUCGCGUGAUUAAGAGUUGUAUUAUUGCGGCCAAUCUUGAACUAGAAGCCUACAGCCAGCUUCAUCGCCAGGCAAAGGAGCUACAGCAACUACAUACUAAGUACGCCCAGUCACUUUCGCCUACGGAGGACCUACCUGGCGAGUUCUUGGGGCCGAUCCUCAAGUUCCGCCAUUAUCUCAACCAAACGGCAAAGGGGCCCAUGCAGGAGCUCAAGCAAAAAGUAGUCGCUUCCCCGCCGAUGCGGAGAUUCUUCGUCCGCGAACCCCCCGUCAGUAUCACCACAUCCAUGAUCCAAGUAAGAUCCAAGAGCGGCGUCAAAAUGAGCAAGACCGAGAGCCACCUGAUUUGGCUCCUCCGCACACUUUGGGACGACGGUCAGGAUUUGUUCUUUGUGGGUUUGCCCUUGUUACUAGACGAACUGGAACGGCUGUUACAGGCUGAACCACAGGCGAAGGAGCUUGUCUCUGCACAAGUCGCCAGGGACAUUGGCAAUCUCUCCAUCCUGUCGCAGUGUAUCAACCAGCUUGAAAUGUACCAUCCGUGGGCGCGAGGCUUCGAGUCGAUGAUGGUGGACAGGGAAGCCGGCAUCCGACAGGAAUUCACGGAGCGGACUAAGCCGUGGGCAAGGAUGCUAGCGGCUCUUGAUGAAAAGAACCUGCACCGUGUCGCGGAAUUGGGUAACCCAUCAGGCAACAAGUUUGCCUACCCAUCGGAGAAGCGCCGUAACAAAGAAAACACAGAGGCUCUACGCCAGGCCGAGAGCAACCUCGACGACUUUUGGGCCGCCAUUGAUCGUCUACUCUAUGACGGAUGUGGGAGUCUUAAAGGGACUGCAUUGGAGUCAGUCCUAUCACAGCAGCGCAGCUUGCAGCGCACUCCGGAAUGGGUUCAGCAGCCGGACGGAGCAACCAUCGAGACACAACAGCAUCGAUCUACGCAGGCCGUGGUCGAAUCCAUUUAUAAGCCGUUGUCUACGUUAUACUUCGAGCUCCCAGGAAGGCAUCAGGGGGGCUCGGAGCAGACCCCAAUUCCGCCAAAGCGCAAGACCAAAACCAAGUCGGCCACAGCAGAAGAGACCCCUCAGGGUAACACGGCAGGCCUACGGACUAUAGCCAGCGACGAUGCUACUGUGCCUCUCAUUCAGGUUGACGCGCGCGCACUCAAGGUGUUUCGGGCACUCUUCUUCGAUCCUGCCGUCACCUCAACGCCCGGGGAGGUUCAGUGGAAGGACUUCCUCUACGCAAUGACAUCGACUGUUUCACGAGCCUCACCCGUAUGGGAAAGUUCCAUUCGUCGUAGCAAGGCGGCACGGCAGGAGGUUGAAUAG